Molecule: messenger RNA, 1464 nt
Organism: Amborella trichopoda
Lineage: Eukaryota; Viridiplantae; Streptophyta; Magnoliopsida; Amborellales; Amborellaceae
Source: RefSeq, a predicted model, not a curated record
CUGGCUUCAAACUUGCCGCGCCAUGCUCUCCUCUUUCCCGCUGUCGAGAAGUUAGGGUUUCGAGUAUCCAUCUCUCUGUAACUCCACUUAAUUAAUUACGGUUUUCAGCUUUCAUCUCUCUGCAAUUUGGACUGAGAUUAGGGUUGAGUCUCCUCUCUCAACUCCCUCCAAGUUGGACCGAAAUUCAGGGUCACUCGACUGAGAGGUCUCUGGAUGUCAUUUCUAUGCAACUCGAUCAAAACUUUAGGGUUUUCCGGUUCUUUCUUUUGGAAACUGAGCCCGAAGUCUAGGGUUUCGAGGUGUCAUCUAUCUGCAGCUCCACAAAGGGAUUAUAGCCUAAAGAUGAAGGUUGCAGUGAUAGGAAGCGGGAUUUCAGGAGCUGUUUGUGCAUCAACACUGGCAGAGAAUGGUGUUUCGGUCUCUUUGUUUGAGUCCGGGAGAGGUCCUGGUGGUAGAAUGUCUCAAAGAAGAGAAACUACUGAAGAUGGAAAGGAGCUGUUGUUCGACCAUGGUGCUCCAUACUUCAUUGUCAAUGAUGAGGAAGUGAUGGGCCUUGUUAAGAAAUGGGAAGCAAGAGGUCUUGUUGCUGAAUGGAAAGAAAGAUUCGGGUCUUUUGAUCAGAUCAGUGCUGAAUUUGUCAAAAUCGACGAGGCACCGGUGGCUAAAAAGUAUGUUGGUGUUCCUGGAAUGAGUUCUAUCUGUAAAGCCCUAUGCCUCCAGCCUGGAGUGGAGGCUAAGUUUGGGCUUAGUGUUGCUACUUUGGAAUGGCCAAAGGAGGGAAAUUCAUGGUUAUUGACAGGUUUGGAUGGGAAAAAUGUGGGCCAUUUUGAUGCUCUGGUGGCAUCAGAUAAAAUUAUAGCUGCCUCAAGGUUUUCAAGCCGAACUGGUCGACCUCCACCUUUAGAUAAGAAUUUGGCACCGGAAUUGAUAGAGAAAUUGGAAGAUAUCCCUGUCCGUUCCUGUUUUGCUCUAAUGUUGGGGUUUUCCGAACCAUUAUCAUCGGUACCUGUAAAAGGCUUCGAAAUCAAGAAUUCAGAGAUAUUAUCUUGGGCAUUUUGUGACAGCAGCAAGCCUGGGCGUCGUGGCCCUUCAGGCUCUGGUGAAUGUUGGGUGUUGCAUUCAACAGCUGAGUAUGCUGAAAAUGUGAUAAAGCAAACUGGACUGGAGAAACCCACAGAUGACACUUUAGCUAUGGUAGCAAAGGAAUUACUUCAAGAAUUCAGGAAAACAGGAUUGCCUCUCCCUCAGCCAUUCUUCAUGAAAGCUCAUAGAUGGGGUAGUGCUUUUCCGGCUGCUGCUGUUGCUGGAGAUGAGAAGUGUUUAUGGGAUGAGGAGAAGAGGUUGGCCUUUUGUGGAGACUUUUGUGUCAGUCCAAGUAUUGAGGGUGCCAUACUGAGUGGAUUGAAAGCUGCUAGAAAGCUUCUUGCUUCUUCCGGAAUUGAUCAGUAAGAGUUCAAUAGUAAA